AGUUUUGUGGUCAAGUAAAUCUAAUGUUGCAUACAAGUUAACAGCACGUUUCAAUCUCUAGCUUAAGCUGCAAAUGAUUUAAUAAUCCAAUAACGUCAUCGUGUUGAAUGAUUACAUCAGGCGUAUAUAAAGAACAACUCGAUAAUAUAGGAACUUAAUAUGUUUUAUUGAUAAAGGAAACCACACCAGCUGUACAAAGUUCAAAAUGGCCGACACCGCCCCGUUACGAAGAAGCCGACGAGCAGCUAGUCUCACAGCAGAAGUCUUGUGGAAUAUUCAAAUCGAGGACGACCGAAAAGCAAACAACAAACCUCAUAAGAAGAAUUCAACGAGUGAAAAAGUUGAGGCCUCCAAACGAGGGCGCAAGAGAGCAUCAGGCGAUAAAACUAACGAGAGAAAUUCACCAAUUGACGAUGUGUUUGAAGCCGUACCCGAGAAGAAAGUGAAAAUUAAGACUGAAGGAAGUUCGAAGCCCGUGUUCUCGUCAUCGGGGCCACUAGGUGGUGGUAGACGAAUUCACGGAAAGCUCACAGCCUCGGUUGCUCCGUUGAUAAAAACCUCGUCACCACCAGUGGCAGCAACGCGCAACAACACACAAGUUGCCCAUAGCAACCCGAUAUUGUUGCUACCGGUUUCACUGCAAACCAACCAUGGUAGAGUGGGAUCGCCUGAGGUUGGUGGGUUGCCAGUUAUCACUCUACAAGACCCAUCGGAGUUACUUUCAUGUUUCGGGAUUAAUAAUACAUCGAAGCACGGUGAAAGUUGGGGUGUUACGAGCAUCACGACAUCGAACACUAACCCACGAGGGGUUCAAAUAGGGAUUAAACGAUGUGGGUUAACGCUGCCCCCCACGCACACACCCGUCUACAGCAUGAAACAGAACAAACCUACCAACACAGGGCAAGAUGAACCUUUGAACUUGAGUGUUGGGGGGAAACCCAAACUAUUAGUACGCCCUGUACAGCAAGGGUUAUCCCCUGCAGGGGCAUUCCCGGUUAAAGCAUGGAAAUCGCAAGGAAUAAAAGUUCUUUCAAGUUUAAGUCACAACAAAACUAUCGGGAGGGUAACGGUACGUACCAAAGUAAAUCGCAAACCAGGGGUGAGUCCCGAUGUUUCACCAAGACCAAAGAAAUGUCCUUCGCCAGAUUACGCAUGUUCUUCACCAGAUGUUGACGACGUUCAUCGUGACGUACGACACACUUGUAACCGACCGCAAAUUAAGUUAAGGAACAAAGCAGCGCCCCCUCGUGGAUCUGCUGAGUACGACGCGUUGGUAGAAGAGCAACGUCGCGCGCAAGCUGUUCGAGAAGUUGAAGCAAAACGGAAAGCUCUCAAACUUCGGUUGAUGCGAACCAGUCCCGUAACAGGGAAUUCCCCCUCAAUAUCUGAUUGGUCAAGUGUUGUGACAUCAUCAGAUGAAACAAACAAUGGUUGGGAAUGGGUCGGUAGUCCGUACACUGCUCUUGUGUAUAGCGUGGAGAGCGGAAAAUAUGUGAAACGCCGGUGUUUCCGUGGCAUGCGUCGUCAGGACGACGGAGGUUACACCGUUGUCAUGGUGAGGGAUUGCGUGUUCUUGUUGGCCGGGGAGGAAAACGAACCUCCAUAUUUGGGCAAAGUGACGUCACUGUGGGAGAAAGGAGAUCAAAUGAUGAUCAGUUUGCUGUGGUUUUAUAGACCGGAACACACAGAGGAUAAUCGACCAAUCAGCGACGAGGUUUCCGACGACGAGUUAUUUGCGUCACGUCACCAAGAUGAAAUGUCGGUUGCCUGCGUUGAAGAUCGGUGUCAUGUCGUCACUUAUUCAGAGUAUUGCAGAGCACAAGCAAGACUUCGACGAGACGGUGCGUGGCUCAAGCACGACAUCAGGCGGAUAGUUCCUCCUCUACCAGCGGCCACUAAAAGGCGCUCGCGACCCCGUGUUCGCGGUGAGGUCGACACAGACCCAAACAAUGUUUUUUUUUGUCGUCGCGUCUAUGACGUUAAAAUGCGGCGUGUUCUAAAAUCACUUCCCGUCCCCACGUCGCUGUACAACGAACAUGGCCGACGUUCGACCACAGCAGCACCGACGUAAGGUUUAAAAAAAAAGAAUAUUUCUUGUUUAAAAAAUGAAUCUUUCUUAUUUGGAUUCCAACUCUACUGUGCCGCUGCUAUUUUUUCGUUUUUUUGACGUAUAGUACUGUGGGGUAAGAUGGAAUACGUUAGCACAUGUUAUCCCGUGUUUCAUAAUCGUGUAUUUAACAUUAACAACUCGAGUCGUGAGGAUCUGAUUAAAUUUCUUUGAACAUUUUUUGUUUACAACCAAACAGGACGAAGAAAGAGAAUGAAACUUGUUCCAUCUUACCCCAACCCAUAAAAUGUUACGACGUAUGGUUCCCCUGUUCCGUUACAAAAAAUAUUUAUAAAAUUUAUUGAAAAUUUUUCCACGAUGAAUUUUGAACGUACUUUGAAUAUUACGACGUUAUAAUUGUUAAGUCGCUUGUGACGUCAUUGUUACAACUCAUUUAAAUACUGAUGACGUGUUUUAUAAUAAUUGGUUCUUUAAAUAUUGAUCUCUCAUUGGUUACUCGGUGUGUGACGUCGCUUUCAAAGUUCGUUCUGAUUGGACAGUUUUUAAUCAGAAAAUAAAAGUAAAAAAUGUGU
Ciona intestinalis (vase tunicate) is the source of this 2640-nucleotide messenger RNA. NCBI's taxonomy places the organism in Eukaryota, Metazoa, Chordata, Ascidiacea, Phlebobranchia, Cionidae. The record is from RefSeq and is a predicted model, not a curated record.